This is a messenger RNA of Alternaria arbusti, 822 nucleotides long. RefSeq lists its product as uncharacterized. The coding region runs from base 1 to 822 and encodes 273 amino acids. NCBI's taxonomy places the organism in Eukaryota, Fungi, Ascomycota, Dothideomycetes, Pleosporales, Pleosporaceae. The record is from RefSeq and is a predicted model, not a curated record. The transcript is spliced from 2 exons. Gene Ontology annotation, molecular function: 3'-5' exonuclease activity; nucleic acid binding. Gene Ontology annotation, biological process: nucleobase-containing compound metabolic process.
AUGACAACGGUGAACCCCGAGAUGAUCGAUACGCCCCAAGCCAUCGUCAAAUUGAUAGACAAGUUGAUGUCCAUCCACGAAGCCCGAGAUGAUGCGCUUGACAGGCCCGGCACAAUCUCCAUCAUAACUCUCUUAAUCCACGACCCCCCUUCAUCGCAGCACACUUACCUCAUUGACGUGCAUAGACUCGGCGCGCAAGCCUUCACCACCGGGGGCGUGAAUGGAACUACGAUGAAGCAGAUCCUAGAAGACCCAAACAUUCCCAAAGUCUUCUUCGACGUGCGCAUUGACUCCGCCGCGCUCUUCGCACUCUACGGCAUCGCCCUCGAAGGAGUACAAGACGUACAACUUAUGGACAGUGCGGCGAGGGACACCGCUGAAGAGAGGAUGUAUCUCAGCAAACUGCCCGAUUGCGUGAAACGAGAAAACUCUGGGAUCUCGUAUUACCGUUAUGACACUUUAUGCAGGGAGGGGGCCGCGGGCGAGCUCUUAUUUAGAGUGGAAUUCGGCGGAUCGCCUGAAGUCUUCAACAGCCGGCCCCUACCCGAUGAAAUCGUCAAAUACUGUGUGGGCGAGGUCGCAUGCCUUCCGGUGUUGCGCAACAUGCUUUGGCGGACGCGUACGCAGAAAUGGCGUGAUUUUGUGCGCGACAAGACGGAGAGACGAGUCGUGUAUACUCAUGCGGCCGAGUGUCAGUCUGGUGGGACAGAUUGGGUGUUGGCGCCGUGGAAUGAUGAGCAGAAUAAGGCGCUGGACCGGUUCGCCGCUCGUGGUUUUGAUGACUGGCUGGAGGACGAAGAGGUUAAGGAGGAUGUAGAGUGA